AGAGAGGGAAGUCAGAUCGCAAUGCCUCUGCACCUUCUCACUCACACUCACUCACGCUUUCUCUCUUUCUCGCUCGCUCUUUCUCUCUCUGAGAGGUGGGAGAAGAGUCAGUGACAGUAGAGUUUAAGCUUCUGCCUUCAUACUUCAUACAUCCAGCAAAAAUGAGGAACUUUAUCAAAGAAGCUUUUACAGACUUCUUCUGCGAGUAUGAGACGCCCCGGCAAGUGCUGGUGAGAAAUCCGAGAGUGGGUAUCGCCUGCAGAAUCCUCCAGUUGGGGGUGCUGGCUUACAUUAUCGGAUGGGUGUUCAUGUAUGAGAAAGGCUACCAGGUUGAGGACACGGCUAUAAGCUCAGUUUUCACUAAGAUGAAAGGAAUAGCUUACACUGAAAGUAAUGGGACAGAGAGGCUUUGGGAUGUAGCCGAUUAUGUGUUCCCUGAUCAGGGAGUCUCAUCUUUUGUCGUGAUGACAAAUUUCAUCAUGACUCUUGGACAGUCACAGGGCAAAUGCCCAGAGCUGGCGGACGGAAGUAACAGCUGCACUUCGGAUGCAGAUUGCAAGAAGGGCCAAUAUAAACGUACAGGCAAUGAGAGCUACGAGACAGACGCGACCAUUCAGCCCUUUGAAGAUGAAGUAGGCAAUGAGAGAGGGCGCAUGACGGGGACGUGCAUUAACAAAACCUCUUGUGAGAUCCUAAGCUGGUGUCCUGUACAAGAUGACCGUGUGAUACCAAAGCCUCCACUUUUGGCAGCAGCUGAGAAUUUCACACUGUUCAUCAAAAACUCCAUCUCCUUCCCUGAAUUUGGAGUGGUGAGAAGUAAUCUAGUGGAAAGUGUGGAUUCAACUUACCUCAAAACCUGUCUGUUUGACCCGAAUAAGCAGCCACUGUGUCCUAUCUUUAAACUCGGAGACAUCGUCAGCCUCUCCGGCUUCAAGUUCUCAGAGAUAGCUCAAGUGGGCGGCUCAAUAGGGAUUCUCAUUGAAUGGGAGUGCAAUCUGGACCUUCGUAUUGAAAAAUGCAUACCCAAAUACAGCUUUCAAGGCCUCUACGGAAACAAUUCACAAGCGUCAGUGGGCUACAAUUUCAGAACGGCAAAAUAUUACACAGAGGACAGAAUCCAAAAGAGAACACUCAUGAAGGUGUUUGGUGUUUACAUUGAGAUCAUUGUAAAUGGAAAGGCAAGAAAAUUUGACAUUAUCCCAACACUGACAGCCAUAGGGUCUGGAGUGGGAAUCUUCGGAGUGGCCACCGUCGUGUGUGACGUGGUUCUUCUGCAUUUAGUGCCAAAGAAGGAUUUCUACAAAACCCUGAAAUUCAAAUCCACACCAGAGCAGGAACAGGAAACAGAUUCGGUGGAGAUGGACCAAACAAAGGAGCCAACACAAUAAACCUGAAGUGAGGCAUUUGACAACAGCUUAUCUGCACUGAAAGUCCAGAAGAAACAAAACCCACACAUACUGUACUGUAUACUGAGCUCACAGCACUGGACUAGGAGGAACACCUGACCUGCCUGAGACCUGCAAAUGAAUCAACACACACACACACACACUAGAACUUCAUAAAAACAUCACUCCUCUUCCAUCUGAAGGUCACAAAAUGACUAACAUUUGUUACAGGGUGUCUGAAAAGUCAUAAUAAUGAAUGUGAAUCUGUUGAGCAAGUAUAUCGAUCCACCUGGAGCUUAAUGUGUACAGCUUAAAGGCGCAAGCCUGUGUUGUAAAGCAUAUGUUGUAAAUAAUAAAUACAAAAUGAGGAAUGUGUA
Messenger RNA from Ictalurus punctatus (channel catfish), 1762 nucleotides. It is a transcript of the gene p2rx1, whose product is annotated as purinergic receptor P2X, ligand-gated ion channel, 1. The transcript is spliced from 14 exons. The coding region runs from base 162 to 1388 and encodes 408 amino acids. Gene Ontology annotation, molecular function: purinergic nucleotide receptor activity; extracellularly ATP-gated monoatomic cation channel activity; ATP binding. NCBI's taxonomy places the organism in Eukaryota, Metazoa, Chordata, Actinopteri, Siluriformes, Ictaluridae. Gene Ontology annotation, biological process: response to ATP; monoatomic cation transmembrane transport. The record is from RefSeq and is a predicted model, not a curated record. Gene Ontology annotation, cellular component: plasma membrane; nuclear inner membrane.